AUGGCCCCCUUCAAGUUAAGAAAAAGCAAAAAGAAGGACUCUAAACACGAUGCCUCGUCAUCGUCAUCGUCCAAGAAAGACCCCAAAUCACCUGGCACCUCAGUCACAUCGUCUUCAGGCUCCUCGAUCCACGAUUCCACUUCAGAAUCCCCUGUGCAGCAUAAAUAUUCAGAAGAAAUGAAACUGUCGGCAGAAUUCAUAAAUCGCCCGCAAAUGGACCUCCAACAACAACAGCAGAAAUUGUUCUCGAUGCCUCCUCCCCAACAACAACAACAACAACAACAACAACAACAGUCAACUGGUGGAUCCUUCCAACAACAACAGGGCACCCCAACAACUAUGAACUCGUCUCGUCAACUUCCUUUGAUCCCUACUGCCGGACAAAGCUUAUCCCCCAUCGAAACCCCCCAUAAUACAAACAUUUUACGCUCUACCCAAGCCAAUAGUGGUAGACCCGGUAUAAUGAGUAACAACAAUAUGAACUACCAACAAAAACCGUUGCCUCCUCACCAAUAUACCCCUCGUAAUAAUAACAAUAACCCUCCUCCACCACAAAACUCAAACAACCCUUUUGUCAUGUCGUCUCGUAACACUAGCCAGCAAACUUUGGGCCAACAGUCUCCUCUUGUCCAAGCUAUCCAGAAUUUCACUCCGUGGUCCAGAGUAAAGCUUACCGCCCUGCCUUUCCCUAGAUACCGCCACACCUCGUCUUCAGUGAUUUCUGAACAGGGCCACGUAUUUGUCAUGGGUGGGUUACGCGAAGGAUCAGUAUACGGUGAUCUCUGGGCUUUAAACUCCACAACGUUUGACGCAAAAUCGAUCGAAAACUUUGACGGGAUCCCUGCCCCAAGAGUCGGACAUAACAGUUGUUUAUGUGGUAAUGCGUUCAUCAUCUUUGGUGGGGAUACCAUCCAAACCAACGAACAAGGCGAACUUGAUAACGAUCUUUAUCUUUUCAACAUCAACUCCUUAAAAUGGACCAUUCCUCACCCUCAGGGAGAUAGACCGUGUGGUCGUUACGGCCAUACCAUCGGCGUCAUUGCCAAAACUAACGUUCAAUCAAAGUUAUACUUGUUUGGUGGCCAGCUUGACUCGAAGAUUUUCAAUGAUCUUUGGGUGUUUGAUCUCUCGUCAUUUAGAAAACCUACCUCCCAUUGGGAAAAAAUCAUCCCUAGUAAUGAUCCCAAUGAUCUCGAUAAUAUCCCUCCACCGUUAACCAACCAUUCCAUGGUGAUUUUCAAUUAUAAAUUAUACAUGUUUGGUGGCUCAAACCUUCAGCGUCUUAGCAAUGAUCUCUACUGUUUCGAUCCAAACUUGAACUCUUUCUCUCGCUUGAAAUGUACUGGUGAUAUUCCUCCUCCAAUUGAAGAGCAUUCAACAACCCUUAUUAAAAACCUUAUGAUUGUUUACGGUGGUAAAAACAGCAAAAGUGAAACCGUCGAUAGUCUUUACAUUCUUAAUUUGAACUCUUUCCAUUGGACCCGCGUCGAAUCAUUCAUGCUAAACCCUGGUGCUCGUUGUGGUCAUAGUAUCACCGCAAUUUUCAAUUAUUCCAGAAAAAACCAAAAUGGCCAGCCUCAACUCAAAGAUUCUGAUGACCGUCGUUUCCAAAAUAAUCAAAUCAUCCCAACGAAAGUCCUGCCUAAUGCCUUGGCCUCAUCCCCCCUUUCCAGCUCAAAGAAUAAAAUCCUUAUCAUGGGUGGUGAUCAAUUAGAUUACUGCACUUCUAACGCUGGGAGUUUUGAAAAAAGCAACAAAGACGAGAAUUUCGGGACCAUGAUCUACGUAUUCGAUUUAGAUCUCUACAAUGAAUGGAGUGUUAAAUUCAAGAAUUUCGAUCUUUGGGAUGACAAAUUGCCACAAAUUUUAACCAAACAGGCUUCUCCAGUGCACAACAAUAACAAUGGUGUUUUUGGUCAACUGCUGCCAUUUGUCAAGGCUAUUGCUGCUAAUUCAGUAUCGCCUACCAACGGCAGUGCUCUGACAUUUACUACUCUUCCACACUCGGAAAACCACCAUACAGUUCAUCAACCGAUCAUUGAGGACAACAAAAAUAAUGUGUUUUCCGAUCAGCCGUUUGAAACCGCGCCACCACCGGUCCCUCCACAACGUAAGGACUCUGUCGGGUCUUUGGACGCGUUUAGCACUCCUCCUACCACCACUACUGGCUCUCCUCAAAGUUUGACUCGGGAGAUUGUUGAAGACAAGACUUCCAACAAUGCUGCUAUGGAAAAGAUACAGAAUAUGGGGGCUUCUGCUGCUUUAGUCGAUGCAGGCGUGGUCGGUAACACCACACUAGAGACGGCCAAUGGCAUGGUCAAUAAUGAGUCUCUGGGAUCCGAAACUUCUCCUCGUGAUUUUGAUCUUCUAGACACUUAUGUCAAUUCUUCUGUCGAUUUACUCGAGAAAAUGUCCCAGCAACAACCGCAAACUAAACUCAAAAAGUUGGAUAUCGCCGCGGCAACAAAUUCCACCAUACCUGAAGCCCCAAGUACCCCAGUCAAGGAAAAUAUUGAGGAAUUCUCAAUUGCCCAACCAGAAAAACGUGUUUCGAUUCCUGCCAGAUCUCCUAAACGCACCGGAUCGCCACAAUUGAAUUCUCCUCAAGAUAAUGGCCUUUCGCCAACCACCGCUGACUUGUACGUGUCGGCAAUCAGUAAUUUGCCAGAGCAGAAUGGUGUUCGUUCCAUUGAUGAUCAAGUAAUAAAUGGGACUAUGAAACAGGAUCAUCAAGAUGCUGCUAGCUCCCAGGCUGCUACUGCCCAGUUUGCUAAAGCUGUGGAAUUACUUGAAACUGAACUUUCUGAAUUGAAGCUCGAAAUGAAUAACCAGGCUAAAGCUGCUUCUGAUCGCAUUCAUGAACUUGAACAGCACUCCAGGGACUUGGAGCAGCGCCACGAGAUUUCUGAACAACGGAAUGCAGAAUAUGAAUCUAAACACGCUGAAUUACAAGAAACCAUUAUUGCAAGAGAACAAGAGGUUCAAGAAAGUCAUGGUUCAUUGCAAGGGGAACUUAUACAAAAGGAUAAAGCUAUCCAACAAUUGCAGCUGGAAAUCGAGGGGAUUCACACCAAACACGCUAAUGAUGAUCAACUUGAAAUUCAGGAAUUGCAGCAACAGUUGGCAGGGAUGCAUGAACAAUUAACCCAAAAGCAUACGGAAUUGUCUACCAUCAAUGAAAAAUUUGUUUCUAAAGACGACGAAUUUGUCGCUUUGUCAAAAGAAUUGGAACAGUUGAAGGCUAGUUCAAUUGCUAAAGAUGUUCCUGUUGAGGUAUCUAGUAACAAUGAUGAGGAAUUGGAGGCCCUCAAACAACAAUUAGCAGAAAAGGACAGAAUAAUUGAGGAAUUGAAUUCCAGUACCAAUGAGUUGGAUCGCGGGGGAGUAAUCGAAAGUAGCUCUCCAAUUUCUGGAAGUAUCACUGGUCUUGUGUCUGAUAGGGAUUUGAACGCCAUUAGAAGAGAAAACAUUGAAUUGCAUUCUGAACUUAUUAAAGCCAGAGCUAACAACGAAACUCUUAACCAAAAAUUCCAGGAGUUUGAACCAUUUAUGAAUAAUCUGAUUAUUGAGCUUGAGCAGCUUAAUGAAGUGAUUUUGCACCAAAAGGAAGAAAUCGAAUCUCUUACUGGUCAACUCGUUCAAACUGAAGCGUUGCAAGAUGAAGUUUCGUCAUUACAAACCGAAAAUGAUAUUCUUAAAAAAGAACUCGAGAAUGUUAAACGUGAUCGUUCCAGCAAGCGUACAAUCACUAAUGAUAAGAUUAAUAAUAUUUCUACCGAUAUUUCCAAGUUGGUUACUUUGUGGCGUUCUAAGAAAGAGAUCACCCUGGAUUUGGAUCGUUCGAUGAUCACUGAUGAGCUGCUAAGUGAAACCACUGCCAACGACGAAGACUUUGCUAAUGGCUCAGUGAUUUCAAAUUUCCUGACUAACAGUAAUUCUAAAGCCUUUGGCCAGCUUCAAUCUCAAAUCAACGAACUCAUUCAAAUUAACAAAGAGCAGGAACUCAAGAACCACGCUCUUCAAGAAAAAGUGGCGGCUAUGACAAACGAAAUGACCUCACUACAAGAACAAGCCGGCAAAGGCAAAGACCUCGAGAAAUACGAGGAAAAUUACCGUAAUGCCAUGAACUCGAUGAAAAAGACUGGUAGAGCUCUUGAAGUAUCACAAAAGGAACUCAACAAACAGAAGGAAUUGAAUAGCCAACUUCGUACAGAAAUUGAGGAUUUGCAGGCGGUCACUGACAGCAGCAUGAAUGGUGAUGAUGAUAUGAAGAACGCUCAUUAUGAUUUCAAGAUCAAGGACUUGGAAGCUGAAUUGUUUAUUAUUAAACAAGAACGUGAUGAAUUGAAGGAUAGUGUGGUGUCUUUGCGUAAAAAGCUUAUGACUGGAGGAAAAUGA
Messenger RNA from Saccharomycopsis crataegensis, 4398 nucleotides. Its product is annotated as Kel2 protein. The transcript has a single exon. The coding region runs from base 1 to 4398 and encodes 1465 amino acids. Lineage: Eukaryota; Fungi; Ascomycota; Saccharomycetes; Ascoideales; Saccharomycopsidaceae. Gene Ontology annotation, molecular function: protein binding. The record is from RefSeq and is a predicted model, not a curated record.